Molecule: messenger RNA, 9153 nt
Organism: Pseudoliparis swirei
Lineage: Eukaryota; Metazoa; Chordata; Actinopteri; Perciformes; Liparidae
Gene: kif1ab
Product: kinesin family member 1Ab
Exons: 49
Coding region: 162-5333 (1723 amino acids)
Biological process (GO): microtubule-based movement; cytoskeleton-dependent intracellular transport; vesicle-mediated transport
Cellular component (GO): microtubule; axon; kinesin complex
Molecular function (GO): ATP hydrolysis activity; microtubule binding; plus-end-directed microtubule motor activity
Source: RefSeq, a predicted model, not a curated record
AAAAAGGAGGCACCGGAGGAUCCGGGCGCUGUUUUGAAUGGGCAGAGGAUUCAGACCCUGUGAUCAUCGAGUUUAAGUUGCCGAGUGCAGGUGCCAGGUGUGUGUCUGUGUAGCCACACAGAACUUCAGCUCUCCUGCUCACCCGCACACCAUCCUGCAACAUGGCGGCUUCGGUGAAGGUGGCGGUGAGGGUCCGACCCUUCAACUCCAGAGAGAUAGGGAAGGACAGCAAGUGCAUCAUUCAGAUGUCAGGAAACACCACAACGAUCCUGAACCCCAAACAGCCGAAAGAGAACAAGAGCUUCAACUUUGACUAUUCUUACUGGUCACACACCACGCCCGAGGACAUCAGCUUCGCCUCCCAGGAGCAGGUGUACAAGGACAUCGGGGUGGAGAUGCUGCAUCAUGCCUUCGAAGGCUACAACGUGUGUAUAUUUGCGUACGGCCAGACGGGAGCGGGCAAAAGCUACACCAUGAUGGGUCGACAGGAGCAGGACGAGCAGGGAAUCAUACCUCUGCUGUGUGAAGACCUUUUCACCAAGAUCAAUUGCAGCAAUAACGACAACAACAUGGGUUACUCAGUGGAGGUGAGUUACAUGGAGAUCUACUGCGAGCGUGUGCGCGACCUGCUGAAUCCCAAGAACAAAGCGAACCUGCGAGUCCGAGAGCACCCUCUGAUGGGACCCUACGUUGAAGAUCUGUCCAAACUAGCCGUCACCUCAUUCAACGACAUCCAGGACCUGAUGGAGUCUGGAAACAAGGCCAGGACCGUGGCUGCUACCAACAUGAACGAAUCCAGCAGCCGCUCCCACGCCGUCUUCAACAUCAUCUUCACGCAGAAGAAACACGACAUGGAUUCGGAGAACACUUCAGAAAAGGUCAGUAAGAUCAGCCUGGUGGACUUGGCCGGCAGCGAGAGAGCCGACUCCACCGGAGCUAAAGGAACCAGACUCAAGGAGGGAUCUAACAUCAACAAAUCCCUGACUACACUGGGCAAAGUUAUUUCUGCUCUGGCUGAUCAGGAAUCAGCACCAAACAAGAACAAGAAAAAGAAGAAGGUGGAGUGUUUCAUUCCCUACAGAGACUCAGUUCUGACUUGGCUGCUGAGGGAGAACUUGGGAGGAAACUCUCGUACAGCCAUGGUGGCUGCCCUCAGCCCCGCAGACAUUAACUACGAUGAGACUCUCAGUACCCUUCGGUACGCUGAUCGAGCCAAACAGAUCCGCUGUAACGCCGUGAUCAACGAGGACCCCAACAACCGCCUGGUGCGUGAGCUGAAAGAGGAGGUGGCUCGCCUCAGAGACCUGCUGCUGUCCCAGGGCCUCGGAGACAUCAUAGAGACGUAUCGCUGCAACAGCCCCGUCGUCGCUGGUUUGAAAUACCUGUGCGAUUACAAGAACUUUGAGAAUAAUCGCCAGGCUGUCAAUCAAAGGGGUGAUCUCUCCGCAGUGUCCAAUGUCAUGACAGGAAUGAGUCCCUCCCCCCCGCUCUUGGUCCUGUCCAGUCGCGUCGGGUCCCUCGCCAACCUGCACGACCGCAUCUUCAGCCCGGCCAGUGAAGAGGCCAUCGAGAGGCUCAAGGAAACCGAGAAAAUCAUCGCAGAGCUCAAUGUGACUUGGGAGGAGAAGCUGCGACGUACCGAGGCCAUCCGCAUGGAAAGAGAGGCCCUGCUGGCUGAAAUGGGUGUUGCCAUGAGAGAAGAUGGAGGCACUGUGGGCGUCUUCUCCCCGAAAAAGACGCCUCAUCUGGUGAAUUUGAACGAAGACCCGCUGAUGUCAGAGUGUCUGCUGUAUUACAUCAAAGACGGCACCACCAAGGUUGGCCAUGAAAAUGCAAAGUCUCGCCAGGACAUUGUUCUCAGUGGCCAUUUCAUCAAAGAUGAACACUGCACCUUCAGCAGCACCACGGGUCCUGAGGGAGAAGGAUGUGUCAUCCUGGAGCCGUGUGAAGGCUCAGAGACGUACGUCAACGGGAAGCUCGUCAGCUCUCCCAUUGUUCUGCGAUCCGGGCACCGCAUCAUCAUGGGAAAGAACCACGUGUUCCGCUUCACGGACCCGGAGCAGGCUCGCCUGGAGCGGGAGAAGACGCCGUGCGCCGAGACGCCGGUGGAGCCCGUGGACUGGGCCUUCGCCCAGAGGGAGCUGCUGGAGAAACAGGGCAUCGACAUGAAGCAGGAGAUGGAGCAGAGGCUUCAGGAGCUGGAAGAUCAGUACCGCAAGGAAAGAGAAGAAGCCAGUAACCUGCUGGAACAACAGAGACUGGACUAUGAGAGUAAACUGGAGGCUCUUCAGAAACAAGUGGACUCCCGGUAUCUGGAUUCUCCUGAGGAAGAAGAGGAACCUGAAGAGGAAGUGGUGUGGAUGCUGCGUGAGACCGAGUUGGCUCUGUGGGCUUUCAGGAAGUGGCGUUUCUACCAGUUCACCUCUCUCAGGGAUCUGCUUUGGGGCAACGCCAUCUUCCUCAAAGAGGCCAAUGCCAUCAGCGUGGAGCUCAAGAAAAAGGUUCAGUUCCAGUUCGUCUUGUUGACAGACACUCUGUACUCCCCCCUGCCCCCCGACCUGCUGCCCUCGAGCGUAGCCAAAGAGAGGGAGAGGCGACCUUUCCCUCAAACCAUUGUCGCUGUGGAAGUACAAGACCAGAAGAACGGAGCCACACAUUACUGGACUCUGGAGAAACUCAGGCAGAGGCUGGACCUGAUGAGGGAAAUGUACGACCGCGCUGCAGAGCUCCCCAGCAGCGCCAUGGAGGACUGUGACCAAGCCCUGACCGGAGGAGACCCCUUCUACGACCGCUUCCCCUGGUUCCGUCUUGUCGGCAGGGCUUUUGUGUACUUGAGUAACCUGCUGUACCCGGUGCCGCUGGUGCACCGCGUGGCCAUCGUCAGUGAGAAAGGAGAGGUGAAAGGCUUCCUCAGAGUGGCUGUGCAGGCCAUCUCAGCUGAUGAGGAGGCCCCUGAUUACGGCUCUGGUGUGAGGCAGUCAGGCACUGCCAAGAUCUCCUUUGAAGACAAGCAGUUUGAGAAGUUCCAGACCGAGUCGUGUCCCGGUGGCCUCUCCCCAUCCAACACCUUCCACGAGGAGCUGCGAUUCGUGGAGGGCGAAGGAGAGAGCUCAGAGAUAGGAAUCUCUGCCGAUGAAGUCAACAACAACAACUGUCCAGCCGUGGUAGAGGCUCCCCGCAGCCCGGUGAAGAGUUCAGGUCUGGGUCUGGAUCUUCCUCUGGACCUCUCCCCGGAGAAAGCGCUGUCCCACCUGAAGAUCGGCAGCACCUUCACCUUUAGAGUCACCGUCUUGCAGGCCUCCAGCAUCUCAGCCGAGUACGCCGACAUCUUCUGCCAGUUCAACUUCAUCCACCGGCACGACGAAGCUUUCUCCACUGAGCCGCUGAAGAACACGGGCAGAGGACCUCCGCUCGGCUUCUACCACGUUCAGAAUAUCACAGUGGAGGUGACAAAGUCCUUCGUGGAGUACAUCAAGACUCAGCCCAUCGUCUUCGAGGUGUUUGGCCACUAUCAGAAACAGCCUUUCCCUCCGCUCUGCAAAGACCUGAUCAGUCCGCUGCGGCCCUCUAGGAGGCAGUUCCCCCGGGUGAUGCCCUUAUCCAAACCAGUGCCGGCCACAAAGCUCAGCACUCUGACCCGCUCCACCGCCGGACCGUGUCACGCCAAAUACGACCUCAUGGUCUUCUUUGAGAUCUGUGAGCUGGAAGCUAACGGAGACUACAUCCCAGCUGUUGUUGACCACAGAGGCGGGAUGCCCUGUCACGGCACGUUCCUCUUACAUCAGGGCAUCCAGAGGAGGAUCAACGUCACCAUCGCUCAUGAAACAGGAAAUGAUAUUGAUUGGAAAGAGGUGAAGGAGCUGGUCAUUGGCCGUAUCCGAAACACACCGGAGGCUGAUGAGACCAUCAUCGACCCCAACAUCCUUUCCCUCAACAUCCUGUCUUCUGGAUACUUCUGGCCCAAACACAACGACAACAUCUCCUUGGGAGUUGAUCAUAGAACUUUCUACCGGUUUGAGGCAGCGUGGGACAGCUCCAUGCACAACUCUCUGCUUCUGAACAGAGUCACUCCCUACGGGGAGAAGAUCUACCUCACCCUCUCUGCCUAUGUAGAGAUGGAGAACUGCACUCAGUCAACAGUGAUCACCAAAGACUUCUGCAUGGUGUUUUAUUCCCGUGAUGUGAAGCUGCCGGCCUCUCACUCCAUCAGAAACCUCUUCACCACCGGCUGCCUCCGGCCCUCUGAGAGUAACCGUGUCACUGGAGUCUACGAAGUCAUUCUUUGCCAUGUGGCGGACAAUGGAAGUCCAGGCAUGCAGCGUCGUCGCAGGCGUGUGCUGGAUACCUCUGUGGCAUACGUCCGAGGAGAGGAGAACCUGGCGGGAUGGAGGCCUCGCAGCGACAGCCUCAUCCUGGACCACCAGUGGGAGCUGGAGAAACUCAGUUUACUGCAGGAGGUGGAGAAGACCCGGCACUACCUGCUGCUGAGGGAGAAGCUGGAGGCGACUCUGCUGGCGGGACAGGAUGCGCUCUACAAGAGCAGCGACAUCAUCGAUUUUGCAAAGAGUCCCGUCCUCAGCCACAGCCACAGCCCCGGCAGCGGCUCCGCCCUCGACAGCCCCACCCAGAGGCAGAGGGAGCUGGCUGCCAAGUGUCUGCGUCUGCUAAUGCACACCUUCAACAGGGAGUACAGCCAGGUGAGCAGCAGUGCCAGUGAGAGCAAGCUUUCGGAGAUGUCUGCAUCGCUAAUGAGCGACUGCUCCUCGCCUGGACUGAGCACGCUCACUCCAUCCUCCACCUGCCCCUCACUGGUCGAGGGAAAUUAUGACAUUAGACACACUGAACCCAGCUCAGGAGCGUCCACACCAGACCUGGACCCGUACAGCCCCGUGGACCGGAAGAAAGCUCUGAGAGGGUGCACCUUUGUCCCUGAAAUACAGGAGAUACGUGUCAGCCCCAUCGUGUCAAAGAAGGGUUACCUGCACUUCCUGGAGCCCCACACCAGCGGCUGGGUGAAGCGCUACGUGGUGGUGCGGCGGCCCUACGUCUACCUGUACCGCAACGAGAGGGACAACGUGGAGAGAGCUGUCAUCAACCUGUCGUCUGCCAAGGUGGAAUACAGCGAGGACAAACAGACCCUACUGCGGACACCCAACACGUUUGCUGUGUGCACUGAGCAUCGUGGGAUACUGCUGCAGGCCACCAACGACAAAGAGAUGCACGACUGGCUGUACGCUUUUAACCCUCUGUUAGCCGGCACCAUCAGGUCAAAGCUCUCCCGGAGAAAGUCGGUCCAGUCGGUCCGGUCGGUCCCGUCUGCGAUGAGGAUGUGAGAGGUGAACCGGCCUGGUGGAAGACAACAAACAUACAAAACAAUACAAUCUAAAGGCUCAACUCAGAAUCCUGCUCUAAUGAACAUAGGCCAUAUAAACAAACUUAUACAUAAACCACCUAAAUAACCCGCUAUGUGACAACUGUCCCACUCGAUCGCUCAUCCCUAAAUCCAAACAAACUGUCUUUUCUCUCUUUUUUAAGUCGCCACCUUAAAACCCUGCAUGGUGUGCUCCCUCCUGACCUUUAGAAGAAACAUAAGACAAACUAACUACCCAGACCUGUUAAUACACCUGGUGGGCGUUGGGACUCGUUUUCAUCAGCUUUUAUGUAUACCUCUGUUGUCUGUAAGCCAGUUCCCUGUAGAGAGUGUGUGUGUGGUCAGUCCCUCCUUGAUUCCUAGUAACUGAAAACAAGUCCCAUUUUAAAUCAGCCAUUCAUUUAUUUUCAAUGAGGGGGGAAUUGCCAACAUCAAAUGGGACGUUUGGCUUUCGAGAGUUGUGUAAAGUGCAGCGGUGAUCGCUCCAUACAACCAUCAUACAGUGUACAUUACCUCAGUUUGGAUUGGCUGUGUGCUCGACACAGCAUAGAGUGUGUGUUGCACUGCACAGGUUUCAGAGAGCAAACAGAUCAGUCAUUUUAACCUUGAAGUAGCGUGAAGGAUUUGUUCAGACAAAAUGGUACUUUGUUGUUCCGGUGUCGUCAUUUCUUUAACUGAUUCCAAAUUAAGGCAGAUUAAGGAAAAAAUAAUCCAUUAUCAGGAGGAAAAAUUUAUUCUCGUUAUCUGCUUCUUUUUUUGUUGUUAUUUAUAAUCCCUUGUUCGUAGAACCACGAUGGAGAAGUUUAUUUAUUGUUGCUAUAGUAGGUUUUCCUGCACUGUUAUUUAUUUGUGACAGGACUACUGACCCGUUUUGUUGCAUGGCACUUUAUUAUCUGUAUUGAGUUUAUGUAUUGUAUCAUUUACUCAGUUAUUUUGACCAAAGCUAUUUUUUUAUUUCCUUGUAAAUCGUUGUCCAAUGGGCUGCUGUGUUCGCAAAUAUUUAGGAUGUUAGAGAAAUAGUUUGCUAUAUUGGGUAAAUAUUCUUUGCUUUCUUGCCGAGAGUGAGAUGAGAAGAUUAAUACAACUGAAUGAUACAGGUACUGUGAUAAUAUAUCAAGGUAUUCGGUGUAAAAUAUUAAGAUACAAACCUAUUGCACUAAAAACGUAUCAAUUAAACCUAAAUUAACCCACGAUGUGUUACAUGAUGAAUAGGCUACUCCAGGAGGACAGCUGUUCUGUAUGUGGCUAGUUUAAAGGUACAGUGUGUGGCAUUUAGGGGGAUCCGUCAGAUAUGGAAAAUAAUAUUAAUUAUAAUAAUAAUAAGUAUGUUUCCUUUAUUGUAUAAUCACUUGAAAAUAGGAACUGUUGUGUUUUUGUUACCUUGGAAUGAGCCUAUUAUGUCUACAUAUGGAGAAGGCCCUCUUCAUGCAGUCCGCUAAAUUGGACCGCCAUGUUUCUACAGUAGCCUCGAAGGGACAAACCAAACUCAAGCUUCGGGUUUUUUUCGCGUUUUUCACGUUUUUUGUUGUUGCUGUGGCCACCACAAUUAGAACACUUGGCACACGGGAGACGUUCCAGUUGGUUGAAAUCUGCAACCUCACCGCUAGAUGCUGCCAAAUCCUCCCCACUGGCCCUCCACCUGUAAUCAAAUAAGCACUUAUUCUGUCUGUCAUGGGCCAGCAGAGUCGCCACAGUAAACACGUUUACAAUUUAAGUCUCAUCUAGUAGCGAAACGGAAAGUUGUAAUUGACCAGGGACCUGAAAUCUGUUGAAGGUUGCUUUGAGUGGGCAAAAGCGUUGUCCAUGCACCAGAUAGUGCCUCCCUUUUUUUUCCCACCUCUGUUUCUUCUCUCCCUACCUGCGUCGUCUUUAACAUCUAAAGUUAGCUACACGUGUCCGAGAUUAACUUUUAUUUAGAGUAAAAGUAGAUGCUGUGAAUCUUUUUUUUAUAUCGAUGAUCUGUGUCAAUGUUUUGAAGAGUGAAUAUUAUCAAUGAUGCUAUAGAGUACGUUGGUAUCGCCUGUAAUAGCACAGCGUAUACAUCUCAUUAUCAUCUGUAAAUGUUGCAUUUAAAAGCAAUCCCCCUCUUAGCUUCUGUACUGUAGCUGCUCGUCUAGCUAGUUGACAGCGUGGUGCUUGUGUCAGGAACCAGUAGAGGACGACCAGCUUGGUGUUGUUAUGACUUCAAUCUCCAGGGACGGUUUCUAGAUGCUUUUACACACUGUGUGUUAUUUUGCAUGAUACCAAGAUGACCCCAAAUGUUGUUUUGAGAUCAAUGUUAUUUUCAGGAAAAAGGUUAUAAAAAAUGGAGAGAACCUUUAAGGGCAACAUCAUUUAGAUUUUCUAUUGUAUAUUUUGCAUUUAAAAAAGAUAUUUUCUGCACCUUCUUCUUUCGUAACUCAAAGACGUGGUCAGCCAACCAUUUCGUCUCUCUCUCUUCUUUCUUGUCUGAUAAUUUUAUUAUUAUUAAUAAAACCUGAUUUAUAAUCAGAUUACUGAACGUAUUCAGGACUGAACGCCACAGGCCAACCAACCUGUUGAGCAACGCAUCCUAAUACUCAUACAACCUGAUAAAAAUGUGACUAAUAAAAGGUCAUAUUUCACAUUUUACUUUGUUGCUUCGUAGGGUUUCUUUGAUUUUGAAAAUGAUAGACUGUGGGAUUACACAACUUAUUUUUGGGUCAUUUUGGUAUAAUCAACUUUGUUGCUUAUAGAUACCUAUAUAUAAAUAAAUUAAUAUAUAUAUACACACACACACUGUAUGUUGUCUGCUGAAACAGAAGACACAUGGUAAAGUUUUAUUUAUAAAGAUUAGAAGAAUGGAUUCAUUAUGGUCUUAAAGUAUAUUGCACUCAUGCACAAGGCAUCUUUAUUUAAUAGGAUUUUGUAUGAUGAUGUUUUAAGAAUGUAUGAAAAUACUGCUUUGUGUUUUACGACCCUGUCCCGAACGGAGAAGAUUAGAUUCUGACAACAUGUUUGCUUCAGCAAUCAAACCAACAACUCUGAACCAAAUCACGUUUUUUGUUUGUUAAGUUUUGUGUACAACUGGCCGAUGACUCGCAAUGCUUCCAGCCCUUAUAGUUUAACUGUAUCAUGUUUUAAAAAAAGAGACAGCUUUGAUGCACUGGCCAAUAAUUGUUGAAAGGUUGAUUCAUUUAUAUUUGGCUGCAUUUGAACUAUCACGCUCUGGAUCUAAGCAUGCAGGUCCGCUUCUCUUCUGCUGUCUGCUGCCCCUCUCUCCUGCCUUACCGCUUGCUAAUGACAAUAGCGUCCCCCCCCUCGACCCCCCCUGAAGUGCUGCUUGUAAAGUAUUGUCAUUCAUGAACCUCGUAAGGACUAACUGGAAACCUUCCUCUCGGCUCUGUCUUGUAUAUAAAAGGAGAUUUUCUGUGUUGGGUCUCAUCACACAGAUGAUAUUAACUCUCUUCCUCUAUCCUAAAAUGAAAACGAAUAACUGGCCUGCUGCUUUGUCAAGGGUCACCCCAGAGUAAAGAGUGCUGAUCAGGGAUCAGUUUUGCACAUUUCAGCUCAGUGUCGGUGAGGUGGCCAUGGUGGACCGGGUAGAAUCUACCCGGUAGAUGAUCCCAGGUCUGCCACUCUUGCUCUGAGCUGCUUGACAGAAGCAGGAACAGGUCUAAGCCUGUGAUGAAGUCCUAAUCUCAGUGCUCACGUUUAUCUUUUGAGUGUUCUGGAGUUCUUUAUCAUGUCUGUGGACACGUAACAACAAUUGUCAAGAAAAAAUUAAGGCGAAUAAAUAAAUGAGUGUUGAAAAUUAUGCAACA